AGUUGAGCGACUUCCUAAAAAAAACACAUUUCGCUUGCCCUCAGCCUGAGGUUGUUGCGCCGUUUGAAACUAUGUAACUUUUGAGUCGCCUCUGACCGGAGAGCCGCCGUCUUUCUCUCUUCCACUCCCGUGUCCCUUCCACUUUCACUUUCACAGUGCCGGAGCGGGCCCGCAGAAAAAACUCGCAGAUUUCUCCCGAUGGAAACGCACGGUUUGCUGACCGGGAGCGUGGACGGAGCCUCCGAGGAGUAUGGCUCCUUGUCGAGCAACGAGCGCGGAGGGGCCAGGCGGAAGAGCAGCGGACGGGGUCUGCUCGCCGUCGCCGGGCAGCCGUGCGGUGUCGAGAUGGACUCAGGUGUGGAGGGUGAAGUUGUGUCUCUCUCGGAUGCUGAGGAACUCUACAUCCAGCAAGCUGUUGUGUUGAUCGAGGACGCCGUACAGUACCGCUCCAUCAACCACCGGAUGGACGCUCGCUCCCUCUCCCUGUAUCGAUGGUACUACUCCAGGUUAUGCCAGUGGGGCUUGGGCCUAGCAAUCGCGGUGGAUUUGCUGCUGGCGUUUGUGGAGCGCCCGUCCUCCAUGUCCGUCUCCUCGGACCCCCGGAUUCGCCUUCCGCCCUGGGAGCCUCCCUGCGGCUUCACCCAAAGCAUCGAGAUUGUCUGCCUUGUCGUCUUCGCUCUUGACCUCGCCGUUAAGGGCUACUUGAUUGGCUGGGAGGAAUUCAGAAAGAGCAAAUGGCUGAUUGGCUAUACGGUGGUCAUUACGUUCUCUGUCAUGGACUGGGUGUUAUCUGUCAGCAUGGCGUGUGAUGAGAGAUUUAGAGUACGGCGACUUGUCCGGCCGUUCUUCCUCCUGCAGAACUCCUCCUUGAUGAAAAAGACACUGAAGUGCAUCAAGAGGACUCUGCCAGAGAUUGGCAGUGUCUUCCUGAUGCUAGCGCUCCACCUGUUCCUCUUCACUCUGAUCGGCAUGCUGCUGUUUGCUAAAACCGAUGAUCCAAAGAAGAACGGGCAGUGGAAGAAAUAUUUCAGGGACCUGCCCACUGCUCUCACCUCUCUGCUGGUGCUGCUCACCACAGCCAACAACCCCGAUGUGAUGAUCCCUGCCUACUCCCUGAAAAGAGCCAACGCCAUUUUCUUUAUGAUCUUCAGUAUGAUUGGAACCUACUGCCUGAUGAACUUAAUGACGGCCAUCAUCUAUAACCAGUUCAGGGGCUGUUUGCUGAUGUCGGUCCAAACGUCCAUCAUCCGGAGACGACUGGGGAUCCGAGCUGCUUUCCAAGUCCUGAGCUGCCAGGGAGCCCGGCAGGCUGCUGAGGAGUGUGUGGCUGUUGAUCUGGUGAUGAAGGUGAUGUCCAGGGUCCAGAUGAAGAGCUACUACAAAGAGGCCAUCACUAAGGAGGUGCAAAAGUAUGCAGAUGGUGGCUACAUGGACCGAGAGGAGUUCAGGAAGAUGUUUGAUGAUCUGAACGAAGACCGCAUUAAGGAGCACCCUCCUUUGCCUCAGUACAACUCUCCGGUCCUGCAGAGAAUCCAGGUGGUCUUCACUCACUACUUUCUCAUGAUACUUGGCAACAUUAUGGCACUGGCCAAUGUCAUCUGCAUAUGUACCUUCCUGGUGCUGAAUUCUGAGAAGUCCACGACAGAGAGAGACUACUACAUCAUCGAGAUCGUCAACCUGUGCUUCAUCCUUUACUACCUGUUUGAAAUGUGCGUGAAGAUCUUUGCCUUCGGAUGGAAAGGCUACCUGUCCUACAGGAGCAACAUAUUUGACUGCUUCCUGAACAUCUUGCUCUUGAUCCUACAGAUCACUAUAUUGUUCACCUACAGGCUUCCUUAUUCUCAUUGGGACCCUUCCUCUGAAGGUGUACUGUCUCUGUGGGACUUGCUUCGUCUGAUCAACAUGCUGAUUGUGUUCCGCUUCCUGCGCAUCAUCCCAGAUAUCAAGCUCCUGGCUUUGGUCGCAAGUACAAUGUUGGACCUGGUGAAAAACCUCAGAGCCUUUGCAGGGAUCCUGAUCGUGGCGUACUACGUGUUUGCAGUGCUUGGGAUCUGGCUGUUUGAGGGAGUCAUCAAACUUCCAGAGAUGAGUGUGAUCUCCAAUACCUCCAUGGAGAACAUGGCCUCAAACUUGACCAUGCAGUGUGGCACCUAUGAGGAGCUGGGAUACUGGCCAAACAACUUCGAUGACUUUGCUGCAGCCAUCAUUUUGCUGUACGAUAUCAUGGUAGUCAACAACUGGCAGGCCUUCCUAACAGUAUACAACAGAUACGGCACACCGUGGUCGAAGGUCUACUUUGUGACUUGGUGGCUCACCUCCUCUGUCAUGUGGGUCAACUUGUUUGUGGCAGUCAUUUUAGAGAACUUCACCUAUAAGUGGGACCGGAGUCACAGCUGCACUGUCACCGACGUGGAGAAGAUCAGAUUUGAAACCUCUGUUCAGUUCAUGUUCAGAGAGCAGAUCCAGGAGCCGACCGAAGAGGAAUUACUAUGUCAAUUAAACCAACACCCCCACUUACAUCUACACUGGUGACACACACACACACACACACACAAAACACACAGCACCAGCACCUACAUGCACACGCGUUUCAAGAGACUGCUUCUAAUUAAGUCUAUCUUGUGGUGAAAGCACUGAGAUGUCAAUGUUACAACAGUCUACUACAAGUGUAUAUGGAAUUAUUUACUUCUACUGAAACGAGUAGGUUCUAAUUAUGGGAUUCAUGGCACACUGCGAGCUGCAGUUUCAGUUGUACUGAGACGUCGUGCCGUUGGUUGAGGUUGAACGGGAGUGGGUGGAGCCAAAGAAGCACAAGUUGUGUCAAUUCCAUGCUGAAGUACUAUUCAGUAUCUAUUAACGUCUUCGCUAUAACCGCACAUGAAUAUAAUCAAACUGUACAGAAAUCUACGACCCACAUUUUCAAAUGUUAUGAGACUACGAGUUUCACGAGAGUGAAAACAAAAUGUAAUUGACUUCCAUAUGAAUUGAUGUGAAAGGGGGAGGUUUUUUUUUUAUCCAAAGAACUAACAUACACUGUACCAAUAUACACAAUAAUAUUAAUUCUGUGUUAAUCAGGCAGAAACCACCAAAAAAAUUAAACAGUGCCUUAAACCUGCAUUCUCUUUACUUACCACCAGGGGGCGACUCCUUGUUGUAUAGAAAGAAGUCUGUGAGAAAAUGACUACUUCUCU
Molecule: messenger RNA, 3191 nt
Organism: Cyclopterus lumpus (lumpfish)
Lineage: Eukaryota; Metazoa; Chordata; Actinopteri; Perciformes; Cyclopteridae
Gene: tpcn2
Product: two pore segment channel 2
Exons: 25
Coding region: 199-2532 (777 amino acids)
Biological process (GO): transmembrane transport; monoatomic ion transport
Cellular component (GO): lysosomal membrane
Molecular function (GO): monoatomic ion channel activity; voltage-gated channel activity
Source: RefSeq, a predicted model, not a curated record